AAAAAAAAAAAAAAAACUCUUCUCUGUGUCUGUCUCCACAGUGUUAGCUCAUUUCUUUAAUUGUUUGUUUCUUUGUCUGUCCCGCUUUGUUCCUGUCCUCAAUCCCUUUCAUUUUUUCCCUGAAACCACUCAAAGAAGCCUCUGAUAACACCCCUCGGAGAAUCCAAAAAGCAAAACCCAAAAAUCCCCUUCUCAAACUAAAAAAAACCCACACAAAAACAAAAAACAAAAAAACAAAAAAAAAAACCCAAAACCCAAAACCCAAAACUCAAAAAACUUCUCUCCCAUGGAAGCCUCACAAAAAACCCCACUCCAAGACCUCCCAGAGGCCUCCCCAAAGCCGUACAAGAAGAACUUAAUGACCUCAUUAAUGGCGGCCGCCUCCACCACUCUCCGCUCUCCUUCCUUCAAAGAAGACACCUACUUCGUCUCUAACCUUAAAUCCUCCGAAAAGAAAGCCCUCCAAGACCUCAAAGACAAACUCAUGUCGUCCGACACUUUCUCUUCCCCUUCCGAAGCCUCCAUCUGGGGCAUCAACCUCCUCCAAAACGACGAGAGAUCCGACGUCGUUCUCCUCAAGUUCCUCCGCGCCCGAGACUUCCGCGUCGCGGACUCCUUCGCCAUGCUCACCAAGUGCCUCGUCUGGCGAAAGGAGUUCAAAACCGACGUCGUUUUGGAGGAAGAGCUAGGAUUCAAAGAGCUCGAAGGCGUCGUUGCGUAUAUGCAUGGAUACGACAGAGAAGGACACCCCGUUUGCUACAAUGCGUACGGGGUUUUUAGGGACAAGGACAUGUACGACAGGAUUUUUGGUGAUGAAGAGAAGCUGAAGAAGUUUUUGAGAUGGAGAGUUCAGGUUCUUGAAAGAGGGAUUAAUCUUCUCCAUUUUAAGCCUGGUGGGGUCAACUCUUUGAUUCAAGUUACGGAUCUUAAGGACAUGCCUAAACGUGAGCUUAGAGUCGCUUCUAAUCAGAUCCUCUCUCUUUUUCAAGAUAAUUAUCCCGAAAUGGUCGCUCGUAAGAUUUUUAUCAAUGUUCCAUGGUACUUCAGUGUGUUGUAUUCGGUUUUCAGUCCGUUUCUAACUCAACGGACUAAGAGCAAGUUCGUGAUUUCCAAGGAGGGAAAUGUUGCCGAGACGCUUUACAAGUUCAUAAGGCCUGAGGACGUUCCGGUUCAGUAUGGUGGACUGAGUCGACCUAGCGAUUUGCAAAACGGUCCCCCAAAACCUGCCUCCGAGUUCACUGUCAAAGGAGGAGAGAAAGUCAACAUACAGAUUGAAGGAAUUGAGGCUGGUGCAACUAUUACAUGGGACAUUGUAGUGGGUGGGUGGGACUUGGAGUACAGCGCUGAAUUUGUGCCAAUUGCUGAAGGAAGCUACACCAUUGCGGUGGAGAAACCAAGGAAGAUGAAUCCUAGUGAAGAAGCAAUUCACAACUCUUUUACUUCACGAGAAGCAGGCAAAAUGGUCCUCUCUGUAGACAACACUGCCUCUAGGAGAAAAAAAGUAGCUGCAUAUCGCUAUAUCGUCAGAAAAUCCACCACCAUCUAACUUCAGCUAUACUAAAACCAAUUCCAAAA
Morus notabilis is the source of this 1575-nucleotide messenger RNA. RefSeq names its product patellin-6. The record is from RefSeq and is a predicted model, not a curated record. The transcript has 4 exons. Bases 287 to 1546 code for a protein of 419 amino acids. NCBI's taxonomy places the organism in Eukaryota, Viridiplantae, Streptophyta, Magnoliopsida, Rosales, Moraceae. Gene Ontology annotation, molecular function: lipid binding.